Messenger RNA from Passer domesticus (house sparrow), 5987 nucleotides. It is a transcript of the gene ABCB5, whose product is annotated as ATP binding cassette subfamily B member 5. Gene Ontology annotation, molecular function: ATP hydrolysis activity; ATP binding; ABC-type oligopeptide transporter activity. NCBI's taxonomy places the organism in Eukaryota, Metazoa, Chordata, Aves, Passeriformes, Passeridae. Gene Ontology annotation, biological process: transmembrane transport. The record is from RefSeq and is a predicted model, not a curated record. The coding region runs from base 1328 to 5278 and encodes 1316 amino acids. The transcript has 30 exons. Gene Ontology annotation, cellular component: plasma membrane.
AGUAAUACUGUGUCCAAGGAGAUAAAAUACAAAGAAUACCUUGUUUAUCAGAUGUAGGCAAACGGGUAGGUGCACAUUUGGGAUGAACUUUGAGAAGAUGGGAAGGAACAAAACACUAUUUAUCAGUUUGGAGGUAGGUGCAGUGGUUUACCUUGCCCAACCCAUCUGAAACCUGAAUGCACCAGGAGAUGCUAGUACUUUGUAGAAGACAAGAAGAUACUUACUGUGUAAAUACAAUCUCUAGAUUGAUAAGUGGUUGUGAUAGCCUCUCUUCUCCCUUGCUCUGUUGGGUGGUAGAGGAGCUGGAUUUCUCAGAAUGGGUAAAUCUCUGCAUAUGCCUCAUCUGUGCCACUCAUUGCACACUUGGGUCACUUCACGAGUACUGGUGAAAACAUGUCACUGAUGGGGAAGGUGACACAUUCUGUCCUUGUGCAGAAUCAGUCAUAGCAUCUGCUUUGCACAGUGGCAUGAAAUUGCUCUUGAAAAGGACUUUAGAUAUGCCCUCUAUAAGGACAUUUAAAACUUGCCAUUAUGCCUCAGUAAGAGACAUCUGUGGCACUAAGACACCUGCCAGACAUCACUGGUAAAACUGCCCAUCCAUGCUGCUAACAUGAUCCAGGUUUUGCUUUAGGAGUGAGGGAGCUAGAAUCAAGUGACGACUGAUGUAUUCUCAAUCAUCAUGUAGCUCAGUGUCCAAUAAAAGUGUUUAAGAAAAAGUCAAAACUGGAAGGAAAAAAUUAAGUAAUUAUCACAGGGAAAAUCUGUAAAUCUUUUUUGCUUCUUUUAUCAAAGCAAGAAACAUCAUCUUAAUAUAUGCAUGGUGAGACUAUGUCUGAGAAAUUUCCUUUCACAGAUGCUGUAAUCAACCUUCACUGGCACCCAGAGCAAGCAGAAGCAGCAAGUCCUGUAAACAGAAAUACACAUUUUCCUUGAAAGCUCUUUAUUGAGAAAACAUUCAUAUUAUCAUUACUCAGAGUAUACAUAAACCUAGAUCUGAAUAUCAGAUGUAGAAUUAAAGUGUAUAACUUGAGCCAGAGCUAUAGGCCUCCAUUUUGCCAUUCAGCUUGAAGCUGUGGUUUUGUUAACACUUAAGUCUCCCAUAGCCAGUGAUCCUGGCACCAAGAGGUGUUCCAUAUCCUGUGAGUUAUGAAAUGAUGAUGCCAUUGCCAAGGAAAAGGCUUGCUGCCCAGACUCUCCAAAGAGAAAAUAAACCUAAAUUACAGCCUCUAAAGCUGGAGGAGGAAAGAGAUCCUGAUUUCAGCCACUUUUUUGACACCAGUCAUGUUCUAAUUGAUGUGACUCUCAUAAGCACACAACAAAAAGAACAAUGAAGGACUAUUCUGCAAAUUCCACAGAAGAGAACCUCUCCGAUCCUGAAUCUGGAAGCAAGGGGUGUGAUGAUCCUUCUUUCCAGCAUGAAGAACAUGUAGAACAAAUCGAUCAGUUAGAGCCCAAGAAGGAAAUGAAGGAAGAUGAGAAGCCAGAGAAACGAAUGGUUGGCGUUUUUGAAUUGUUUCGCUAUGCUGAUGGGGUGGAUGUCCUGUUGAUGAUAGUUGGUUUGGUUGCAGCGGCUGCAAAUGGUACUGGAAUGCCACUUAUGAUCAUUAUCUUUGGAGAGAUGACAAACAGCUUUGUGCUAAGUGGCGUGCAAUCCAAUGGUAUUUCAGCAAACAAUUCCAGCUCCCCAUCAGAUACAGGUGUGGAUAUAGAAGCUGAAAUGACAAAGUUUGCUUACUACUACGUGGCAAUUGGCUUUGCUGUGUUGAUCCUGAGCAUCAUCCAAGUGUGGACAUUUUUGGUUGCUGCUACAAGGCAAACCGCAAGGAUCCGGCAGAAGUUCUUUUUUGCAGUGCUCCAUCAGGAGAUGGCUUGGUUUGAUACUACCCAGAUAGGAACACUGAACACCAGACUGACAGAUGACAUCAACACCAUCCGUGGAGGCAUCGGAGACAAGAUCAGUAUAUUUCUGCAGUUUUUUUCCACAUUUGUGUCAGGGCUUAUUAUAGGAUUCAUCUACGGGUGGAAGCUGACCCUGGUGGUUAUGUCAGUGAGCCCACUUCUUGCUGCAUCAGCAGCAGUUUGGUCAACUCUCUUGGCAUCCCUUACUGCUAAAGAGCUGUCUGCUUAUGCUAAAGCAGGAGCUGUGGCAGAAGAAAUUUUGACAGCAAUCAGGACUGUUGUGGCUUUCAAUGGACAGCAAAAGGCAUUAGAGAAAUAUGAUGCUAACUUAGAGAUGGCUAAACGUGUUGGAAUGAAAAAAUCCAUUACCACUAACACAUGUCUAGGUCUUUCACAAUUUUUUAUCUUUGGAUCCUAUGCCCUUGCAUUUUGGUACGGGACCAAGCUCACUGCUGAGGAUCCACAUUAUGACAUCGGCCGUGUGUUAAUUGUGUUCUUCUCUGUGCUUGUCGGAGCUUUCUCCCUGGGCCAGGCAGCUCCUAACCUGGAGAGUAUGGCCAAUGCACGUGGGGCUGCCUAUGAAGUAUAUAAGAUUAUCAAUAAGAAACGGCUCAUAGACAGCAGUUCUAAGGAAGGUUACAAGCCAGAAAAACUCAUAGGAGAAAUUGAAUUCAGAAACAUCCAUUUCAGUUACCCUUCCAGACCUGAUGUUAAAAUACUCAAAGGUCUAAACUUGAAAGUUCAAACUGGGAAGACCAUUGCUUUAGUUGGUGCCAGUGGCUGUGGAAAAAGCACUACUGUUCAGCUGCUGCAGAGAUUCUAUGAUCCUGACCAGGGAGAAAUUACCUUAGAUGGUCGGGACAUUCGGACCCUUAAUACAAAGUGGCUACGAGAGAACAUUGGCAUUGUGAGCCAAGAGCCUGUUUUGUUUGCAACCACAAUAGCUGAGAACAUUCGCUAUGGCAGAGAGGACAUUUCUGAUGCUGAAAUUGAGCAAGCAGCUAAGGAAGCCAAUGCUUUUGACUUUAUAUCUAGACUGCCUGAUAAAUUUAACACCAUGGUGGGUGAAAGAGGGGCUCAGCUGAGUGGAGGACAGAAGCAACGAAUAGCAAUUGCCCGUGCCCUAGCAAGAAAUCCCAAGAUUCUUCUUCUGGAUGAAGCUACGUCUGCAUUAGAUACUCAGAGUGAAUCCAUAGUGCAAGCAGCUCUUGAUAAGGCUCGGGCUGGACGUACCACCAUUGUGAUUGCUCACAGACUGUCUACCAUCAGGACUGCUGACACUAUUGCUGGAUUUGAGAAAGGUGUCGUGGUUGAACAAGGGACACACAGUGAACUGAUGCUGCAGAAAGGAGUCUACUAUUCCCUUGUAAUGCAGCAGGGUUGUACCAGUGAUGUCCAAGAUGAUAGCACAUCAGAAGAUAGUGAAAGCGUAGGAGCUGAGGAAUAUGAGGAAAACAUAAAUCCUGUGGAAGAGCUGACUCUUCAAAAUCAUUUUGAAACCUCUGUGAUACCAGGGAAAGGCAGCAUACGAAGAAGAUCCAGCCGAUAUAAGAGCAAGAGGAGUUCAUCUAAAAAACCCUUUGGAAAAAAGAAGAAACAAAAGGAGGUGGAGGAAGAAAAUCUCCCUGCUGUGCCUUACUUAAAAAUCCUGGCUCUGAACAAACCUGAGUGGUUCUAUGUACUGCUGGGAGUGAUUGCUGCUGCUGUCAUAGGUGCAGUCCAUCCUGCAUUUGCUGUUAUAUUUGGAAAAAUCAUUGGGGCUUUUCAAGAAAGAGAUCCAGAAAAAAGGAGUAAAAACACUGUGCUGCUUUCUUUAAUAUUUCUUGUACUUGGAGUGAUAAUCUUAGCAGCAUACAUUAUCCAAGGAUUCAUGUUUGGGAAGUCUGGGGAAACCCUAACAAUGAGACUGCGCUCUUUAUCCUUCAGAGCAUUACUUCAGCAGGAGAUUGGAUGGUAUGAUGACCAGAAAAAUGCUGUUGGUGUUCUGCUAACUCGUCUUGCUACAGAUGCUUCCCAAGUUAAAGGCGCAACUGGAAGCCGACUUGCACUGAUGACUAUGACUGUCUUUACCCUUGUGACUGCCAUCAUUAUUGCAUUUGCAUAUGACUGGCGGCUAACUUUGCUUAUCCUGGGCUGCAUUCCUUUUAUUGUUGGUGCAAAUGCUGUGAGUGCCAGCUCUAUGUCUGGUCAUGCUGCAGAAGAUCAAAAAGCUUUGGAGGAGGCUGGAAGAAUUUCAACAGAAUCUGUUGAAAACAUAAGAACUGUAGCUUCACUGACCAAGGAAGAAGCAUUUUAUGAAAGAUAUGUUGCUUGUUUGAAUGACACAUAUAGAAAAUCUAUGAGAAAAGCCCCUUUCUAUGGAUUUACCUACGGAAUAGCUCAAUGUUCAGAGUACUUUAUUAAUGCAGCAGUCUUCAGAUUUGGAGCAUGGCUCAUUGCUAAUGGUCUGACCAACUUUGAAAAUGUAUUUAUAGUCUUCUCUUCUGUCAUAUUUGCAGCUAUGAAUGUUGGUCAGUCUUCUUCCAUGGCACCAGACUAUGGUAAAGCUCGAAUGUCAGCUCAAAGAAUCUUUCAGCUUUUGGACAGAAAACCUCUAAUUGACAGUUACAGUGAACAAGGUGAAAAAUUGAGCCAUUUUGAAGGCAACAUUGAAUUCAGAAAUGUCCAUUUUGUAUAUCCAACAAGGCCAGAAGUUCAGGUUUUGCAAGGACUCAAUGUGAAAGUUAAAAAAGGACAGACUCUGGCAUUAGUAGGAAGCAGCGGCUGUGGCAAAAGCACAUCCAUUCAGCUCUUGGAGAGAUUUUAUGACCCUGUGGAAGGACAAGUGCUAGCAGAUGGAUUUGAUACCAAAUCUCUACAUUUACAAUGGCUGAGGUCCAGGCUGGGCCUGGUGUCACAGGAGCCCAUUUUGUUUGACUGCAGCAUUGCUGAAAACAUCCAAUAUGGAGACAACAGUAGGGUGGUUAGUCAGGAGGAAAUUGAAGAAGCAGCUAAAGCAGCAAAUAUUCAUGCCUUCAUUGAAAAACUGCCAGAGAAGUAUAAUACACGGGUGGGUGAGAAAGGGACACAACUUUCUGGAGGUCAAAAACAAAGAAUAGCAAUUGCCCGUGCUCUGGUUCGUAAACCUGCUGUUCUGCUUCUGGAUGAAGCUACCUCUGCUCUUGACACGGAAAGUGAAAAGAUUGUCCAGAAAGCUCUGGAUAACGCCCGGCAAGGUCGGACCUGCAUCGUCAUUGCUCAUCGUCUGUCCACGGUGCAGACAGCCGACAUCAUCGUGGUGAUCCAGAACGGCAGGGUGGUCGAGCAGGGCACCCACAGCCAGCUGCUGGCCAAGGAAGGACACUACUAUGCCCUUGUAAAUGCACAAGUCUCUAAUUAGCAUUACUUGCUGAGUUGUUGGGGAUUUUUAUUUUGUUUUGGUUUUUUUUUACGGGAAGACAUUAAAAUCUCUGCAGAGGAUUACUGUGGCUGUGUUUGUGCUGACCGAGCAGGAGCUGUGUUGCAGCCUGGCUGCUGCAUCCAGUGUAGCCCUCGGCCCACACAUCCAUGGGGAUGAGCAGUGCAUGCCUAGUGCUGGGUCACAGAAGGUGCACAGAGGAGUCCUAGGGACUGAGUGUUGAGCAGUUCAGUGUGUCACAUGCUCUGGAGGGUGUCAGACCUGGUGUAGUCUCACCCACAGCUCAGGUGGGUACCCUGCUCUCCCUGUCCCCCCAAACCCUGGCUCACAGCAGCUGCCAGAGACCAAGGUGAUAACAGAGCAUGACAGCAGAUAAGCAUCAUGGACAAACAACAACCUUGUGAUUGCUGUUCGGGUUUCUUCACCAGCCAGAUGAAGUCAUUAAAUCUUCUUUAGUUAAAGAUGAUUAUCAAUUUUUACUGAAGACUGAGAGUCCCAAAAAAAAAAAAAAAUUAAAGAGAAGGAUGUUGAUGCAUGGGUUUGGUUUUUUUCCCUACUUUAUGCCACAUUUCUCAUAUUACUGUGCUUCACACAUUUCUUGGAUAUUCAAUACUCAAAUUCAGACAGUAAUUAUAAUAGUUACAACCUUUCCAUAUCAAAAUAAACUGCAUAAAAGAUACCAUUGUUUUGU